Clupea harengus (Atlantic herring) is the source of this 5380-nucleotide messenger RNA. Its product is annotated as plasminogen. Gene Ontology annotation, molecular function: signaling receptor binding; serine-type endopeptidase activity. Gene Ontology annotation, biological process: proteolysis. NCBI's taxonomy places the organism in Eukaryota, Metazoa, Chordata, Actinopteri, Clupeiformes, Clupeidae. The record is from RefSeq and is a predicted model, not a curated record.
CCUUGUUAGGAGAAUGAUUGACUGAGCUGAUCUAUUGCUUUGUUAAAUAAAAAUGUUUACAAGGCCUACUUUCAGUGGCUGCCUCUGUCACAACAUGGAAGCACAUAAAUCUCUCCUAAUAUGUGCACUCAUCUGUACAGUUACUGGAGUGUUCUCCCAAGGUCUCCGUUCAUAUGUUAAGACUGAUGGGUCUUUGAUUCUUUCGCUGGUAAAGAGGACGUACUCUGUGAGAAGUGCCACUGAGUGCGCUGCCAAAUGUGAUGCAGAGACAACCUUCAUCUGCAGAUCGUUUGUAUAUAUAGAAGAGGAUCACGACUGUCUGACAAUCCCAGCAAACUCCAAAGUCCGGUCUUUGUACAGGAGAGGAAGUGCAAAACUCUAUGAAAAGAAAGAGUAUUUAAAGGAAUGUGUCAGUGGUAUUGGAGCUGAUUACAGAGGGACAAAAUCCAUAACCAAAUCAGGGAUAAUAUGCCAGCAAUGGACCUCAAGAUCUCCACAUAAACCCAACAUGAACUCUCAGAGAUAUCCCAAGGCUGACCUGGAGUCGAACUUCUGCAGAAAUCCAGACAGUGACGCUGGGGGACCCUGGUGCUACACUAUGGAUCCAGCCAAGAGAUGGGAGUCAUGUGAUGUACAGGACUGUGCAAGUACAGACUCCUCAGAGGACUGCAUGCACUGCAGUGGAGAGGACUACAGAGGCAACAUCUCAAGAACAGAGGCUGGUUACACCUGUCAACAUUGGGACGCUCAAACUCCACACAGUCAUGGCUACAUGUCCUCUCUGCUUCCAGAUAAACAUCUGGAGGAGAACUACUGCAGGAACCCAGAUGGGGAACCCAAGCCGUGGUGUUUCACUACUGCCCCUCAAAAGCGCUGGGACUUCUGUAACAUCCCUCAGUGUGCCUCUGAUCCUCCAGCCACUGAGGAGGAGUACACCUGCAUCACGGGUGAUGGCACUGCCUACCGGGGAUCAGUGUCUGUGACAGUGACAGGGAGGGCCUGUCAGACGUGGUCAUCUCAGACUCCGCAUAAACACUCUCAAAGACCAGAAAACUACCCAUGCAAAACACUGGAAGAAAACUACUGCAGAAACCCCAACAGUGAGAAAAGUCCCUGGUGCUACACGUCAGACCCUGGAACUAGGUGGGAGUACUGCAGGGUGCCCAGAUGUGGAGAGGAAGAACCUGUUGUCCCUGAAACAGUGGACUGCCACACUGGGGAUGGGAGCUCGUACAGAGGGGCCAUGUCUGAGACUGUUAGUGGGAAGACAUGCCAGGCCUGGUCAUCCAUGGCUCCUCAUCGGCAUCAGACAACACCUCAGGCAUUUCCACAAGCUGACCUGCAGGGGAACCUGUGCAGGAACCCAGAUGGUGACCGUGCUCCCUGGUGCUUCACCACUGACCCAGGCCAACGCUGGGAUUACUGCAAACUGGGCAAGUGUCCCACGACCAGACUGUCUCCAGUAUCGAGAGCUGAGAAGCCCACCGAUCCAGCUGUCACCCUCGCCCUCCCAACCAAAGACUGCAAGGUUGGGAACGGGGUGGAUUACAGGGGUUUGACAUCUACGACUCUGAUGGGUGUCACCUGUCAGGCCUGGAGCUCAAUGGAGCCCCAUCCUCACGCAGCCUUUACCUCUGAAACACACCCUGAAAAAGGCUUAGCGGGGAAUCAAUGUCGGAACCCAGACAAUGAUGUUAACGGACCUUGGUGUUACACUAUGGAUGAGAAGAAGAAGUGGGACUACUGUCAGAUUCCAGACUGCUCUGAGCACAAAUGCGGAGCAGCUAAAGUGACACAAAAACGAUGCUUUGGCCGUAUUGUUGGAGAGUGUGUGUCCGAACCUCACUCUUGGCCAUGGCAAAUCAGUUUACGGACCAGAACUGGUGUUCAUAACUGUGGAGGAACUCUGAUAGGGGCUCAAUGGGUUCUAACAGCUGCACACUGUAUAAAUAGGGGUGGAAACCCAUCCGCCUACAGAGUAUUCCUUGGAAUCCACUCAGAGAAAGCAACUGAACCUUCAAAGCAAAUGAGGGACGUUGAGAAACUGAUUCUUGAACCGACAGGGAAAGACAUUGCACUUCUCAAGCUUGACAAACCAGCCAUCUUAAAUGAUAAGGUUUCCCCAGCAUGCUUACCAGAGAAGGAUUACAUUGUUCCACCCAAUACAGCGUGCUAUAUAACUGGAUGGGGUGACACACAAGGGACUGGCGGAGAAGGGUUUCUGAAGGAAACUGGAUUCCCUAUCAUUGAAAACACAUUGUGUAACGCACCUCUUUACCUGGAUGGGAGAGUGAAGGACCAUGAGAUGUGUGCUGGAAACAUUGAAGGAGGAACAGACAGUUGCAAGGGGGACAGUGGAGGACCGCUUGUAUGUGUCCGUGAGACGGCCUUCAUUAUUCAAGGGGUGACAUCAUGGGGUCUUGGCUGCGCUAGGGUCAUGUCUCCAGGGGUGUAUGUCAGAGUGUCAAAAUUUGUCGACUGGAUUAGAAGAGAAAUGUUAAUAAACAAAUACUAUACCCACGUUGAUGCAGGCUCUAGGUAUGCCAAAAUCCAGAAGAUCUUGCAAAUGUCUGGAGUACUUUCAGAUGUCCUCGACGCUUACACUAAGACUGAUGGGGCCUGGGUCAUAACUAUGGUGAAGAAAUCGUAUUCAGUGAACACAGCAGCUGAAUGUGCAACCAAAUGCAAUGCAGAGCUAUCCUUCCUUUGCAGGGCCUUUGUAUACAUAGAAAAGGAUCAAGAAUGUGUGACCGUCCCAGCAAACUCAAAAAUUGAGAUGUUGCUACGGAGGAUGAGUUCAGUAUUUUAUGAGAAGAAAGAGUAUUUACAAGAAUGCAUCACUGGCAGUGGCGAUACUUACAGGGGAACAAAAUCAAGGACAAAAUCAGGAAGAACAUGCCAGCGAUGGGCCUCAAAAUUCCCCCAUAUCCCCAACAUGACUCCAGAUAAAUAUCCCCAGGCUGACCUGGAGAAGAACUACUGCAGAAACCCAGACAGUGACGCUGGUGGACCCUGGUGCUACACUACGGAUCCAGAGAAGAGAUGGGAGUCCUGUGGCCUUCAGGACUGCGCAGAAGAGUGUAUGCACUGCAGCGGGGAGGACUACAGAGGCAAGAUCUCAAAAACAGAGGCUGGUUAUACCUGUCAACGUUGGGAUGCUCAAACUCCACACAAUCAUGGCUACCUUCCCUCAGCGCUUCCUGAAAAAUAUCUGGAGGAGAACUACUGCAGGAAUCCAGAUGGGGAACCCAAGCCGUGGUGUUUCACUACUGACUCCAAAAAGCGCUGGGACGUCUGUAAAAUCCCCCGAUGUGCCUCUGAGCCUCCAACUAUAGUACCAGAGCUGACCUGUGUUACCGGUGAUGGCAGUGAUUAUAGAGGAACCGUUUCCGUGACAAUCUCAGGGAAGGCCUGUCAGCUGUGGUCCACACAGUCUCCACAUAAGCACUCUCGAACUCCAGACAACUACCCAUGCAAAGGCCUUGAGGUCAACUACUGCAGAAAUCCUGACAGUGAGAGAAGUCCCUGGUGCUACACGACAGACAGUGAGACUCGCUGGGAGUACUGCAAGGUGCCCACCUGUGGAAACGAGGCUGCGCCUGAAGAUCCUGUCAUCCCUGAAAUAGAGGACUGCUACACUGGUGAUGGGAGCUCAUACAGAGGGGCCAUGUCAGAGACUAUUAGUGGGAAGAAAUGCCAGUUCUGGUCGUCCAUGUCGCCUCAUCGCCAUAAAAAGACACCACAGGACUUUCCCUUAGCUGACCUGCGGAGGAACCUGUGCAGGAACCCAGAUAGUGACCGUGCUCCCUGGUGCUACACCACUGACCCAGGCCACCGCUGGGAGUACUGCAAACUGGACAAGUGUCCCACCACUGUCCCACCAAGUGUCCCAACACAAAAACCAGUUGUUGGCCCCAAGCCCCCCAGUCCACCUGCCACCUCUGCUCCAACAGUAAAAGGUGGGAGGGUGACCCCUACUAACCUUUGAGACGUGCACUUUGUGUGUUUUUUUCCCAUGUUGCUGAAAUGGUUUUGUGAUGACACCACACCUGAUUUAUGUUCAGACUGCAAGCUGGGAAAUGGAGGCACCUACAGGGGUCCUACAUCUAGGACUCUGAUGGGUGUCACCUGCCAAGCCUGGAGCUCCAUGGUCCCCCAUCAGCAUGCAAGCUUCACCCCUGAAUCCCACCCUGAUAAAGGCUUAGAUGGGAAUCAAUGUAGGAACCCAGACAACGAUGUGAAUGGGCCUUGGUGCUACACUACAGACAGUAACAAGAAGUGGGACUACUGCCAGAUUGCAGACUGUUCUGAACAGAAAUGUGGACAGCCUCAAACGAUGCCCAGGCGUUGCUUCGGCCGUAUUGUUGGAGGCUGUGUGUCCAAACCCCACUCCUGGCCAUGGCAGAUCAGCCUACGGACCAGCACUGGUAUUCACUUCUGUGGGGGGACUCUGAUUGAUGCGCAGUGGGUUCUUACGGCUGCCCACUGUCUAGAGAGGUCUAAAAGGCCAUCCGCAUACAAAGUGUAUAUGGGAAUCCACUCAGAGAGAGGAAAUGAACCAUCAAAGCAAGUGAGGAACGUUGAGAAGCUGAUUCUUGAACCGACAGGGAAAGAUAUUGCUCUUCUCAAACUUGAAAAGCCUGUUAUCUUAGAUGGUAAAGUUUUGCCAGCAUGCUUACCAGAGAAGGAUUACGUUGUUCCAGGCAAAACAGAGUGCUAUGUAACCGGAUGGGGUGAGACACAAGGAACGGGUGGAGAAGGGUACCUGAAAGAAACCGGAUUUCCAGUCAUUGAAAAUAAGAUUUGUAACAGAGUUGCGUAUCUGAAUGGGCGGGUGAAGGAGCACGAGAUGUGUGCUGGGAACAUCGAGGGAGGCUCAGACAGCUGCCAGGGGGACAGUGGAGGUCCACUCGUGUGCCACUCGAAGAACACCUUUGUUCUCCAAGGGGUCACGUCAUGGGGGCUGGGCUGUGCUAACGCAAUGAAACCAGGGGUGUACGCCAGAGUGUCCAAAUUUACUGACUGGAUUAGCAGUGAAAUGAAAAAGAACAGUGCUUAGCUUUAAUUGUAAAAGAUCAAAUCUUGCCAUGGACUCUCGAUGAAAUACUGUUCCGUUGAAAUGCCCUGAUGUAACCAUUUUCUAAACUUGUACUUUUGCAGGGAGCGACCACCAAGGUUGUUACAUUAUUUCAUUGUGUCUGUACAAGGGGCUGCCACCAUCAUUUUAAAUUUCAUCUCUUUAUUUUUAAGAGAAUGAAUGAUACUUUUAUGUUGAAACAACUGAAAAUGACGUAUUAUUCAAUGGGCAGAAGGAACUGUAGCAGGCAAUACUCAUGUUUCAGAAUAGAAUGUAACAAUUUUAAUAAAUGUUUCAAAUGUU